AUGCUUCCAAAAAUAUAAGGAUAAACAGUUGGAAGAAAAGAGAAUUUGGCUUCUCAAUAGAUUGUAGAAGAUCAUCUAAAGAAUAUACUGAAAAAGCAAGAAAAUUAAAAUUAUAAAGCAUGGAAAACCCCAUAUGCUCCAAAGAAUCCUCAUUCACCAUUUGGAGAUUUUCCAAAAGAAUAUUUGCCAAAAGAAAAGGCUAAUUAAUAAAAAGUAAUUGAACCUGUUCAUGAGACUUCAUAAAAUGCAUUAAUAACAAAUAAAUAUUAAGGAACUCAUUAAGGAACAGGAGGAAGAACAAGCUCAUAAUUAUAGAAGAAAGAAGAAUAUAGGCCUGCACCACCAAAAGCAGGAGCAUAUGAUUAAAGAACAAUAUCAGUUUCAGAUUUCAGGAGAUAUUAUGAUCGAGGGGAUUUGCCUAUUAAAGUUGAUCAUUAAGGAAGUGUAAAUAGAAUUAUAUGGAAAAUAUCUCCAGAACAAUUGGAUUAUCAUCAUUAUUUGCCAAUCUUUUUUGAUGGAUUAAGAGAAAAAAUGGAUCCUUACAGAUUCUUGGCCAUAUUAGGAACAUAUGGAUUACUAGAAAAUGGAGGUAAUAAAAUAUUGCCAGUCAUUCCAUAAUUGAUUAUUCCAAUCAAAACAAAUUUGAAUACUAGAGACCCAAGUAUAAUGGAAGUUCAAUUAAAGGUAUUACAAAAAUUAGUGUUGAGUGGAGAAAUGGUUGGGGAGGCAUUAGUACCCUACUAUAGACAACUAUUGCCUAUUAUGAAUUUAUAUAAAAAUAGAAAUUCGAAUUUAGGAGAUUUUAUUGAGUACAACCAAAGGAAACGAGUCAAUGUUGGUGACUUGAUUUAAGAAACAUUAGAAUUAUUUGAGUAAACAGGAGGAGAAGAUGCCUAUAUAAAUAUUAAAUACAUGAUCCCAACUUAUGAGAGUUGCAUUUUAAAUUGAUUUAGAAUAAUAAUAAAUAUAUAUUAAUGAUUAAACAAAUUAUUUCAAAAUAAUACUCGAUUUUUAUUU
This is a messenger RNA of Paramecium tetraurelia, 1017 nucleotides long. RefSeq lists its product as uncharacterized. Gene Ontology annotation, molecular function: Hsp70 protein binding; Hsp90 protein binding. The transcript is spliced from 8 exons. The record is from RefSeq and is a predicted model, not a curated record. NCBI's taxonomy places the organism in Eukaryota, Ciliophora, Oligohymenophorea, Peniculida, Parameciidae.